AUGGUCACUGAGAUGGUUGAAUCUUUGCACAGGUAUGGAUACAUCCCGCUGGAUUUGAAUACGUGGGUGGUCACCAAAGAAGAAGCUCGUCAGCGCGCCGCAGGAAUGCCGACAUGUGACUGCUCUAACUGUGAGCCCGAGGAAGCUGAGGCGCUAUGGUUAGCACAAGCAGCCCUCACAAAUGACAACUUUGAUACCGCACUCAAAAUGGACGAAACCGAACUCCUGGAACUGAGGGCAAGCCUUCCCAAGGCACCACCACCCGCAAUUGCUGAAACACGACCAAUGGCUAUCUUGUGUGGAGAUGACGAUCCCAUCCUAGGAUGUAGUCUUUUGGAAACCCUAGUGACUCGUUUGGAGCAGGCCUUCAAUGAAUUUUUUAUGAGUCAGUUCACAGGGGAAUCUGACCUAGCCCCUGCGGAUUACUUUGGCCGGGAUAUGGCGUGGGAUUUGGCCAAGAAUGUGGACAUAUUUUUGCAACCUUCAGACCUAGCAAUGGUCUUGGGGGGGGAGGCAAUUCCAGGCCAAUUCCAUUGCUUGUUUGACACCUUCUCGCAGUGGCAGACUGAUUUAACAACGGCACCUAUCCUUGCUGAAGCCAUCUCGCGACGUCAGGCAGCUAACCGCGUGCACGGUCCUGCGAAAAUUCCCCAAUCAGUCGAAGGGGCACAACUCGCAAAGUCUCGAUCUGAAGCUGAACAAACAGCUUUCAAAGAAGCCCAAAUAUUGGAACGGCAGCAGAAACAACAGACCAAACUGGCUGAGAAGGAAGCAGCUCAAGAAAAACGGGCAGCGGAGAGACGUGUAGCAGAAGCUCACAAACGUGCUAAUCAAGAGGCCGCAAGUGCUGAACGAGCUCGCAUCAAACAAGCUCGACAAAUGGAACGCGACCAGCAAAAUCAGAUUAAAAUAGCAGCAAAGAAAGCAGUGCAAGCUAAACGCGCCGAAGAGAAACUCGCUGUGGAAACUCAAAAACGCACCAAACAACAAGCUGCAAGUGUCAAACAAGCUCGCAAGCGCAAAAUGAAUGAAGACGUCCCACCUUCAAGGAAAGGUAAAAAAAAUUCCGAGCACGCGAAUCUACCAACAGGAUCUCAAUCAAGCGACCUCCCUGGGGAAGGGUCCAAACAAGUGGGUGAAGAGCUAGUAGGCUCGGAUCAAUCAAAUAUAUUGAAUUCUUCUGAGUUCUCACUCUCGCCUGACGAUGACAGAACAUCAGCAGCUCCCCAGCGGAACCGUGACGAUCGACCCGCGGCUUUAUCAGCCCGAAUCAAUUUAAUCAAGUUACGCAUCCCAGUGGUCCAGACGUUUGUCACCAUGGGUGAAGGUCGUAUAGCACGAGUUUCGCCUAGAUGUUCUUUUGCAUAG
Melampsora larici-populina 98AG31 is the source of this 1368-nucleotide messenger RNA. RefSeq lists its product as uncharacterized. Bases 1 to 1368 code for a protein of 455 amino acids. Lineage: Eukaryota; Fungi; Basidiomycota; Pucciniomycetes; Pucciniales; Melampsoraceae. The transcript is spliced from 2 exons. The record is from RefSeq and is a predicted model, not a curated record.